UCAGUCAUGGUCGUACAAAGUGAAAGUGUCAUGUUGGAUAAUCCUCUUAAAAUGGCAGCAAGGUGCGUUUUAGUCACAAAUACUGCCUUGUCCCUACAUAAACAAAUAAUGGCUCAUAACCAGUAUGUUCUAGUGUCAAUAAUCUGCUGUAUGCGUAGGUCACGAUGCUACAUGGCUGCAUCCCUGGUGUUCAGACUGCAUGACAGAGGUCCAGAGGUGGUGAGAGAGGUGCUUCUGGAGCGAGGAUGGGAGGAAUACGAUGAAGAUGAGCGCGAGGAGGAAGACUGGAACCUCUACUGGCGCGGCUCUGCAUUUCGCACCUCAGAAUACCACAACCUACUGCCAUGGCAACGUCUAAACCACCAUCCCAAAACCGUUGGCAUCACACGUAAGGACUGCUUGGCACGCAACCUGAGGAGAAUGAAAGCCACAUCUGGUUCAUCUCUCUAUGACUUCAGUCCCACCGCCUUCAUCCUUCCCAACGACUACACCCGCUUCCUGGCUGAGCACAACAAACUACGUCUGGUGAGAGGCCCGUCGACCUACUGGAUAUGUAAACCUGUGGAUCUCUCCAGAGGCAGAGGGAUCUUCAUCUUCGAAGACAUUAAGGACUUGGUCUACGACUGCUCUGUAAUCGUUCAGAGGUACAUCAGCAACCCUUUGCUGAUCUCGGGUUACAAGUUUGAUCUGAGGAUCUAUGUGUGCGUCAAGAGCUUUCAUCCGCUGACGGUUUACAUUCACCAAGAAGGUUUGGUGCGUUUCGCCACCGAGAAAUACAACCUGUCAUCUCUGCACAACUUGUACGCUCACCUCACUAACACCAGCAUCAAUAAGUUCGGGCCCUUCUACAAAACUGAAAAGGGGAGAGUGGGGCAGGGAUGCAAGUGGACCAUGAGUAAGUUCAGACACUUUCUUUACAGCCAAGACAUCAGCGAGCUUCUUUUGUGGCAGAGAAUCAACAACAUCGUCACUCUGACCCUCCUCUCCAUCGCUCCGUCUGUUCCGUCCUGUCCAAACUGCGUGGAGCUGUUUGGCUUUGACAUCCUCAUUGAUGUGAAGUUUAAACCCUGGCUGCUGGAGGUCAACUGCAGCCCUGCGCUGACUCUGGACUGCCAGGCUGACAUCGCAGUAAAGAAAGGGUUAAUCAGUGAUUUGAUUGACUUGAUGAACUACACAGCAGUUGAUGGCUUAAGAGAUAGAGCUUAUCAGAAACACAGGUACAAGCAACCUUGUUUUAACACUAACCAUGCCUCUCAUAUUUCUAUACCUCCGCUUUCCCAGUUAAAAAACCCUAAAUUUCAGAGGAAAAGGAGAGAUGGCAAGACCCAACAAACUCCCACACUCCCUUUGCUAAGAUCUCUUCGGCACUCUGAGAAAAUGAACCAGAGACAGUCCAGGCAACAUGCUUUUGUAGCCAACUACCAAAGACGCCUUCCACCCGUUGACUUGGACAGCAUUUACGCAGCCAGGGGAAGGAUGAUUAACACUCCACAAACCUGCACCGAUCAGAGCCCUCACCUGAUACUCGGCCCAGAUUCAAGGACAAACAUGUCAGUGGUAAACAGACAGACGUGUCCAACUCUCGCAUCGAACCUGACAGACAACAGGAGUCUUCACGUGUCUGAGAUUACAAACCAUGACAACACCGAAACAGAAGCUGAGAUCUGCAGAGAGACAGAUGCUUCCUCUACGAUACCCGACACCCAGCAGAGGGGGCUGGGACUCAGACGCUCUGCUGUGUCCUGGAAGCUCCCCAACAUUCACAGUGGGAGUCAAAGGCCUGUAAGGAUCUCUGUGGAAGGAACCGCAGCACUGAAUGGACAAUGCAUGCCUCCACUCAGAGUUGGAGACUUCAUACGGACAUUCCCAUUUAACGAAGCCACUCUGAAGGCCUCGCAGCAUAAACUGGAUGUCACAAUAAUCUUACAGCAGCUUCACAUGCUCACUGGUCAGCUGGUUUCAGGCCAAUCAGACAAGACAAAGUGGAGGAGAGAGGACGAGGUAAGGAAAAAUACGGGGAUUAAAGAUGACUUUGAUUCACUGUUGUGGGGACCAAAAGAUCCUCCACUGUUCAGCCAGUGCUUCAAACCCAUUUAAGUCAUGUGCAGACUAUCAUAACUAGCAAAUGUAACCACACGAGGGGGCACCAACUACACAUCUGAUCUCAGACUAGGUGACAACAUUACACUGGAUUAAAUGGUUUGCAAUAUUACAAGAAAAUCUUCUGACAACUCAUUGUUGGGGAGAAGAUUUAAGGAGGAAACGUGGUGCAUUCAUGCAAAGUGGCUGUAUCACAAUUUUCUACUGAAAAAGACAGUAACACAUCUAAACUAAUAGAAAGUAGACUAAAUAACAAUGAAUAGACACAGUUUGAUCAUAAAAGCAAACAUACGC
Acanthochromis polyacanthus (spiny chromis) is the source of this 2394-nucleotide messenger RNA. It is a transcript of the gene ttll2, whose product is annotated as tubulin tyrosine ligase-like family, member 2. The transcript is spliced from 3 exons. Gene Ontology annotation, biological process: protein polyglutamylation; microtubule cytoskeleton organization. Gene Ontology annotation, molecular function: tubulin binding; tubulin-glutamic acid ligase activity. Lineage: Eukaryota; Metazoa; Chordata; Actinopteri; Pomacentridae. Gene Ontology annotation, cellular component: cilium. Bases 7 to 2097 code for a protein of 696 amino acids. The record is from RefSeq and is a predicted model, not a curated record.